This is a messenger RNA of Alternaria alternata, 1599 nucleotides long. Its product is annotated as general substrate transporter. The record is from RefSeq and is a predicted model, not a curated record. Gene Ontology annotation, molecular function: carbohydrate:proton symporter activity. Bases 1 to 1599 code for a protein of 532 amino acids. Gene Ontology annotation, biological process: carbohydrate transport; transmembrane transport. Gene Ontology annotation, cellular component: membrane. The transcript is spliced from 5 exons. Lineage: Eukaryota; Fungi; Ascomycota; Dothideomycetes; Pleosporales; Pleosporaceae.
AUGGCGAUCUCUUUCCGUCCACCCAAGACCACUCAGAAGGUUGUACCUAUCAAACCGCCGAAAGGACAUUUCUUCUUCGCUGGUCGCGCAUUCCCAAGGGUGCCGUGGUGGAAGCGAGCCAACCUGCGCAGACUAUACAUAUACAUAGUCAUCCUGAUUCUGACGAACACUGCCAAUGGCUUCGAUGGAUCAAUGAUGAACGGUCUGCAGUCAUUAUCCUACUGGCAAGACUACUUUGGAGAACCACGUGGUGCCAUGCUCGGUUUCUUCAACUCAUCCAUGUCUCUGGGCUCGCUCAUCGGUCUCUUCUUCACUCCUUAUCUCAUUGAUUGGAAAGGCAGAAAGAUCGGUGUAGCAAUUGGAUGUGUCAUCAUGUUAUUCGCUGUCGCAAUACAAACUGGGGCGCAGAACAUCGGUAUGUUCAUUGCAGCUCGCUUGGUCCUGGGCUUCGGAGACACCAUCGUUCUUGGAUCAGCGCCGUUGUUGAUCGCGGAAAUCGCUCAUCCGCAAGACCGUGCGGUUUUGGUAACGCUCUCUGGCGCCAGCUAUCACUCCGGUGCGUUCAUCGCAUCCUGGGUCACAUAUGGUACACUCCAGAUGAAGAGCGACUGGUCUUGGCGACUUCCUUCCCUCUUACAAUCAAUUUGCUCCCUUAUAAUUCUUGGUUUCAUCUUCUUUAUGCCAGAAUCUCCACGUUGGCUAUGCAACAAAGACCGCCACGAAGAAGCACUCGCCGUGUUCUCCCGUUGGCACGGUGAAGGAGAUGAAAACGACGAGUUUGUCCAGCUUGAAUUUGCCGAAGUACGCGCCGCCAUCGCGCUUGACAAAGAACAAGACCGAACCAACUGGUCAGACUUCCUCAAAACCAAGGGCAACCGUAAGAGAAUCAUCAUCAUCACUGCGAUUGGCUUCUUCAGUCAAUGGAGUGGUAACGGACUGAUCUCUUACUACCUCAAAUAUGUUAUGGAUAACGUUGGCUUGACUGACCCUCAGACACAACUUGGUAUCAAUGGUGGUAUGAAAACGUUGGCGCUGUGCGAGAACUUCCUUUUCGCCUUCUUGGUUGACAAGCUCGGUCGCCGUCCAAUAUAUCUUAUUUCCACCAUCGGAACCUUUGUCAUGUUCAAUAUCUUCACCAUCAUUUCCGCCAGGUAUGACAUUGCGCCUCGGGCCCCUCUUGGUAAAGGAUUUAUCGUUAGUAUUUUCUUCUACGGCAUUUUCUACGAUAUCAAGUCAGGUAUCAUGGCCGGCUAUACCACCGAAAUCUUGCCUUAUGGUCUGCGUGCCAAGGGUUUCACGUGGCUCAACUUCUGCGUUACAGCUGCUCUUUUCUUCAAUCAGUUCGUGAAUGGUAUUGCGCUCGAGGCACUCGCAUGGAAGUACUACAUCUGCUAUUGUGUUUUCCUCGCUUUCGAGAUCGGCGUCAUCUACUUCUGCAUCGUGGAAACAAGGUACACGCCCAUGGAGGAGAUUGCGAGGUUCUUCGACGGCGAUGAUGCGGUUGAUGUCGGGGAGGCUGCCUUGAUGGACGUCAAGGAGAAGGGUGUCUCUGGUGGAGAGAAGGACGUCUCGGUGUCGCACAUUGAGGUCACAAAGUAG